AUGGCUCUCGCUGCUGAUUUAAGUACGCUUAUUGAUGCCUUGAUCACUUCCGUUGCCAAGAUACCGCCGAACCACAAGGGGUCUGCGCACACCCAGAGUCUGAAGCGUCGUGUACAAGCGGGUCUCCGAACUGGAUCUCAUACGCGCACCGACCAAUUUGCAGUCACCAAGCAACUCGAGGGACUACAGGAAAAGUUUCAAAUCUUGAAUAGAGAUGAACUUGCCGAAGCCCUUCACAGCCGCCUUGCGGAUCUGGAGAGAAAUCGGCACUCCUGGCUCCCAGAGAUCCUGAGUCUCUUUCUGCAGCUCUCAGAUCGCCCCGCUCUUCUGUCUACGGUCAAACGUCCGGAGGAAGGGACCAAGACACCAGAAGCAAAAGAGACUCUUUCUUGGUCCGACCUUAAUGCAGAAGGUACUGCAUUUAGCGAUGAAGAAAUUUGGGAACAGGUAGAUUUUGCUGGCGACUCAUCAGAUGACGACUUUUCAUCCGUUGCCAGUGAUGUAUCUCUCCCAAAGCACAGGCCUCAAUCAGCCACAACGGUGGAUGAAAGCUACACGAUACCAGAGGACGUUUUUGUUCCAACAGAGGAUGGGGAUCUUGUUGCUUCUCUAGAAAAGGCUCAAUUCUGGAGAGCGGAAAAUCACCCUUCGCCGCCCCGAGGAGAAGCAGCCACACGACCCAUCACAGAAUCCCAGCUUGCUAGAGAGACUAUCUUUAUGCUCCAGGGCCUUCCGACGUCUGUUUAUGUACGUUUGGACGAUGAUUUUGGAGUGGAUCGAAGAUACACACUUGCACAUUCAUCCAGCGAAGCCCUGUCAUCGCUUUUGGAGUGUUUUAGCGAUAUAGGCGCCAAACUCAACGAUGUACGAGAUUUCACCAAGCUCCCACAGACCAUCCCAUAUAUGCAAACAUUUUGCCGAGGUUUAGAAGAGCGUCUUCUUGAAUUUAGUAGAGUCUUAUCUCAACUUCAGUGCAAAUACCUUUCCGCUGGGUCAACUAUCAGUCUCAUCCAGCUUCUUGUUGAUGUUCGUCAACACUCCCACGAGCUAGCAUUGCUUGCAGAAAUGAUCACCAAGCUAGACAAAAGCUCGACUGAUCAACCAAUGUGCUGCCUUGAUUCGUUAUACGACUUAAUAUGUAUGUUGGAGGCCCUUGGCGACGAAAGUACAUCUCAAAGCCUGGCAGAGCUAUUCUUUAUGUGUUUCAAAACAUAUUCAAGCUCGAUUCGACUCUGGAUGGAAAAAGGUCAGGUUGAUGCUUCGGACAGCACUUUCUUCGUGCGAUCUAAUCGUGAGAAUGAGAACGGGGAUCUUCGAACUCUUUGGCAUGACUGGUUUGUGCUUGAUAUGGGCUACGGGCAGCAGAGGAUCCCUCGGUUCCUCGAAGCUGGUGUCCAUAAAGUCUUUACGGCGGGGAAGAGCAUGGUAUUCCUACUCCAUCUGAAUGCGCCACCAGACAUUGAGACCAUGAGAUUCGAGGACCUCUAUUCCCAGGAUUCUUCACUAUUACUUCCUUUCCCCGCAUUAGUAGAGUCCGCUUUUGAAAAGCUUGUGGAUGUGGAUCAUUCACUCAGUGCUAGCCUAUUACGAACCGAACUCGACCAACAAUGCGGAUUAUGGACCUCCCUUGAUGCCCUUCAGCAUGUCUACCUCGCUAAAGACAUGAGCGCCGUCAGCAUUGUUGACGCUAAAAUAUUUGAGCUGAUCGAUCGGGGUCGUUCCUGGGAUGACAGGUUCCUGCUCACCGAGAUAUCAAGGACGGCUUUCAGUUCAGUAUCUGUCAUUGACACAUCAAGACUCCUUGUGCGGCCAGCUAGUACUCCAUCAUCGCGGGGUUCUGAAAAUAAUCACCGGACUGUGGGGAUUCUGGAAGCAAUCUUAAUUGAUUAUGGCCUCCCAUGGCCUAUUGCGAACAUAAUCACCGAGGACGCAAUACACACCUACCAACGGAUCUCAACCUUCCUGAUGCAAAUCAGACGCGCUAAAUAUGCAAUUGUGAAACAGCGUAUUCGCGACGCUCGCGUCGUCACACCUGGCGACAAUGACACAUUGGUGCGCGCUCUACACCAUAACAUGCUCUGGGUUCUCGAUUUCAUCUACGGUCAUCUGACCUAUCUCGUGAUAUCCACCGCAACCCAAUCUCUACACAAAGAUUUAUCUGGUGCACAAGAUGUUGAUGCCAUGAUAGCCGCCCACCAAUCCUACAUGUCUUCUUUGGAAGCCCAGUGCCUCCUCUCUAAAGAUUUAUCACAUAUCCAUGACGCAAUAAUCAAUUUCCUGGAUCUGUGUGUUCAUUUCGCAGAUCUACAAGCCGCGCACUUGAUCGGCGACGAAGAACAACACCAUCCAAAGAAUCUGAAGACACCGCGCAAAAAGAGGGACGCUGGAGACGAGUUCGACUCCGAUGAUGAUGAUGAGGAGGAGGACUACGAUCAUAUGAAACGCGAACACACACUCACAGUCUCAUUUCGUGAAUCGACAUACAGCCAGCAGAUGAAAACAGUCAACAACAACUUCAAUCAUCUAACCGCCUUUGUGACGGAUGGCUUGAAAAGCCUAGCCCGUGCAGAUGGUCUUCACAGUUGGGAUAUUCUUGCCGACAGGCUCGAAUGGAGGCGGAAUUGGCGUAGGCAUUGA
Penicillium verrucosum is the source of this 2637-nucleotide messenger RNA. RefSeq lists its product as uncharacterized. The record is from RefSeq and is a predicted model, not a curated record. Gene Ontology annotation, biological process: spindle assembly; meiotic cell cycle; mitotic cell cycle. Gene Ontology annotation, molecular function: microtubule minus-end binding; gamma-tubulin binding. Lineage: Eukaryota; Fungi; Ascomycota; Eurotiomycetes; Eurotiales; Aspergillaceae. The transcript has 2 exons. Gene Ontology annotation, cellular component: gamma-tubulin complex; spindle pole; centrosome. The coding region runs from base 1 to 2637 and encodes 878 amino acids.